Messenger RNA from Cervus elaphus (red deer), 1242 nucleotides. Its product is annotated as collagen alpha-1(I) chain-like. The transcript has 4 exons. The coding region runs from base 1 to 1242 and encodes 413 amino acids. The record is from RefSeq and is a predicted model, not a curated record. Lineage: Eukaryota; Metazoa; Chordata; Mammalia; Artiodactyla; Cervidae.
AUGAACGAGCUCUUUCCAGCGGCCAGGGUGCAAGGAGAAAAUGGGGAUCAGCUGGUUAAGGACCACGCCGGGCGGGCAAAGGGGGGAAUCAACUUUCGGCUGUUCCGACGGUGGCCGCAUCCUUCAGAGCUGGGCUGGGAGGGUGCAGCGGAGAGAGUGAGCCGGGAGGGCGGGCGCCGUCCGGGCGGCACCCGCGGGGUUGGCCCCGGCGCUCGCCGUGGCCACGCGCUCCAGGGAGGACAGGGGAGGGCGGAGGGGAGGGAGGGAGGGAGAGAAAGAGGACUCGAGGAGGGGAGCGCGCCAGAGCGCUGGGGACCGAGGCAGAGGAGGAGCGCGGCAGCGGCGGAGGCGAUCCCGCGAAUUCCUUCCAGUAAACACCUCCCGGGGGUGUCCGGAGGGCUGGGGGUGGGCGCCGCGGCGCCUACAUUAGCCCGGCCGGGCUGUGCCCAGGCGGCAGUCGGGUCUGAGCCGCAGCGGUACUCAGCGCCCCGCGCGCCCAGCGCUGCGCCCCGCGCCCGGCUCGGCGCGAUCGGCUCCCCGGCGUCUGAGGCGCGCCCGCCCUCCCGCCCGUCUCUCCGGCUGCCUUCCCCCGGGCUCCUCCGUCUCCGAGGAGCCCCAGGCGCUGCGGGGCCGCUCUCCGCCGCCGUCCCCCGCUCCCCCGCCUGCUUGCGGGGCGCGUGGGCUCGGCGGAGGCGGAGAGGGGAGGCUGCAGGCGGGGAGAAGAGGCGGGGGCCGCGGCGGCCGGAGCCCAGAGGAAAGUGGCAUGCCCGAGCCCUGGAGGCGGAGGUGGCGGAGGCGGCCGCGGGGAGACGAUGCAGCGGCUCCGUAGGGGAGGAAGGCGAGAGCGAGCCAGGCGAGCCGGGCGCCCGGGCGCCCGCGGGCUGCGGGGAGGCGCGCGCCACUCCGAGGCUCUGGCCUCCGCACCCCCGCGCCCCGACGCUGCGGGAGAUAGGGCCGGGCUCCGGCAGCCGCCGCCGUCGCCGCCGCCGCCGCCACCCGGAGAACGGAGCAAAAGUUUGGAUCUGGGGGAGGACGCGGCGCCGAGCGGGAUUUCUACUGGGGCCGCCAGGAGACCUCCAAAACCUUCGCAGAUUGCAGAUUGAGCUUAACCAAGAAGCUCGUGGGCUGAUCCACACUGACCUGACUGACCACAGAAGAAAUUCUGCCGGCCUGGUUGGGCCCCUCUUGGCCGUAGAUAACUUGGCUUCACUUGUUGCCUGGGUGGAAAAUUCUUCCUAUUGA